This is a messenger RNA of Neodiprion virginianus, 3635 nucleotides long. Its product is annotated as peroxisomal membrane protein 2. The coding region runs from base 285 to 848 and encodes 187 amino acids. NCBI's taxonomy places the organism in Eukaryota, Metazoa, Arthropoda, Insecta, Hymenoptera, Diprionidae. The record is from RefSeq and is a predicted model, not a curated record. Gene Ontology annotation, cellular component: cytoplasm; membrane. The transcript is spliced from 5 exons.
CUGACAGCACACGUUGACUGAUGAUAUGCUAUAGUAACAUUAUUCGUCUUGUUUAUCCAAUCAUAGUCCUAGUCGAGUUAAAAGAACCCAUAAGUUAAAAAACAGCAUAAUUGGAAAUAAGUAUGAUUGAGCAGAAAUAAGAAGAAAAAAAAAAAAAAGUAAGAUAGAUAACGAUACUAGAGACUAGACUCAAGAGACGAUAGAGGUCAGAGACACUAUACCGCAAGUAGAGAUCAGUGAAGAUCAAAGAAGAUCAACCCCAAAAACAGCGAUAACUCGUGACAAUGGCGUUAUCAAAAUCUGUAGACAUUGUUUACGAACUGGUUGGAGCUUAUUUUCAUAGUCUUUAUACAACUCCGCUAAAAACGAAGGCUCUUACGAGUUGCUGCAUCGCAACUUUGGGUAAUUAUGUAUCACAGAAAUUAUCCAGAGCGAAGCACCUCAAUCACGAUAGUCUGAUUGCAUUCGCUUUAUUCGGCUUCAUUUUUGGUGGACCAGUGCCUCAUUAUUUUUACCAGCAUAUCCACAAGUUAACAAAGCAUUCGCUUGGGAUUCUGCUGAUAGAGAGAAUUUUGUAUACACCAUGUUUCCAAGUCUUGUCAUUGUACAUGCUCGCACGAUUUGAGGGAAAAACUCACGAAACAUCCUACGCUCAGUUGGAGAAGUUAUACUGGCCCGUUCUAGCGGCAAAUUGGAAGUACUUAACAUUGUUCCAAUUUAUCAACAUAACAUUCGUCCCACCAAUGCUACGUGUGCUGGUAGUAAAUCUGAUUGGAUUCUUCUGGUCAAUAUACUUGGCCAAUAAGAGGGCAAAACAAACAGCCAUGGACCGAGCGCGCAAGGAAUAAGAGUUAGUAAAGUGACGAUGGUUUAUAAAUAAUAUUAUUUUUUAUACACUUUUGUAAAUGCAACGCAUAAGAUAUGACAUUUAAUAUAUUGAUCAUGUCGCACCAAAUAUAGAGCGCUAUUAUUCCGUCUGCGACUUUAUGAAAACUUAGAAUAAGCUGUUAUAGCUCACUAAUGGCAAUUAUAUUUUGCUCAAUUAUAUUCCUUAUAUAUACAUGAAUAUGAUCCGUGUACUUAUCGUUAGUAUCGGACUGAGUGUAAAAUGUUUCAGGGCACAAGCUAAUUUCGAAAUGAGAAAUGACAAUAUUAAUUGUUAAACCUAUUUAAAGUGUUGGCCAAAUUAUAGGUAUAAAUAAAAAACAAAGCAAUAUUAAAUUGGAGAAGGCGGGGAAAUGAAUUUCUUACCUUUAUCAUUAUUGUCAUUUUCUGCAAAGAACAAUCCUGGUUGGUAUUCCUACAGAGAAUCCACAGCUAGAAGAUCUUUCUUGUACCAAUUAAGUUCCAGGGAAUCCUGCAAUGGCAACUAAACAAUCAAUAGCAGCUUGUUGACAGCAAUUUAUUUUUUUAUCAAAUAAUAAUGGCUUAGGGUUUCUUUUUCUUUUUUUUGAGCUAAAAGUUUUUUUGCUCAAGUAUCGAUUUUCUGAAGCCUCUUUUCAUUAAUUGGAUCUUCCAGAAUUCCAGAAAUAUCUCGAGAACAUCGUAGGAUCAACGGCUGGAAAUAUAAAACAUGAUUUAACGAUUAGCAGGUUUGUAAUGAAGGGUAAAAUUUGAAAGCAUUUUGAUUUAAUCACACACAACAAUACAGAGUAUAUUACAGAUAUAAUCAUCAGAUAUUUGCUUUAACGAUUGUAACAUUCUGAAUUAGUAACUAUUUUGUUUGUGAAGGGUUCAAAAUCGGUAGCAAUUUUCAAGUCUCAUAUUAUUAUUCUGUUUUGAGAACAGAGGAUUGCAAAAAUGUUACAGUAUAAAAGUGUAAUACUGCAAAGCAUUUUUUUCUAAACCAUUUCUUUUUCUCAAUUUAAUCGGGAAUUGGUCUUCGUAAGAAUUCAACAAUUAAAAAGAAAUGAAAUAUUGAAAUUUCGAAGCUACUCGAGCAGCCUGUGGAGGUAUCGCUACCGUUUCUAUUUGACUAGGCUAAAUAGGAUGAAGCUGUAGAAUCCAAGUUUUUUCUAAAAUUUCUCUAAGAUGCCUGAAUCGACUCGCCAUUUUAUUUCACUUAAAAUUAGAUACUAGGUACGCGAAAUUACUAUUCAUUCAUUUAUUUAAAAUUUUUCGUUACUCAUGUCAUACUCAAAUACACAAUCACGAAGGCUUUUGGAAGAAAGAAUUCUAAAUUAGGUCGAUAUUUGCUCUGAAUUAUUUUUUUUUCAAAAUUAAUUGCAAUAUUUACAUUUUGAAUUACGAAAUUUGUUUGACAACUCUUUGAAAACAUUUUGAAAAAACAAAAAUUAAGUUCUCGUGAAAACUUCUUCGUAAAUAUAUUGAAUUUUUUUGAAAAUUAUCAUUUGAUUUGUACGUCACCUAUUUACGAAUUGUUAAUAAGGUAUGUAGACUUCAACAGAGUUAAUGGUUUCUUGAAAAGAUAAAUAAUUAUACCCACGAUUGCUUAGUUUAUUUUUUUGUUCAAUGACCUAAUUCAACAAGUUUUUUAGAGCAGUGAAUUUGCUCAAAUUUAAUAUUGGCGACAUUUACAUUUCUCUUGAAACGUUUUGAAAGCGAUAACGAGCAAUACCUACUCGCAUUUUCAAGUUAUUCGUUGCUGUAAGACGCACAUACUCGAAUGAUCAAAAAUCCAUCACAACAGACACUUCGUAAUGAUGUUCAAAUAUGAACAUGCUUCCACCAAGUAUAAUGGAAGUAAUAUAUUAAAAAUACAUUUCAUGAAUAUUUGAAAUAGGACUGGCACAUUAUUUUCUUCCUACGCACUAUGCGAAGAUUUGCUACCGCGGGUCACCAGUAUUUCAGUGCAGGGUAUUGACAUCCGGCAUAGAAGUAUCGGGGUCCAUUAGUGCAAUAACAACUAAAUAUACGGUUGAUUUCAUUAAUGCUAAAUUAAUUAUUGGAUUUGAAUAUAACCGUCAAUAAUGCACACUUUGCGCAUAAUAUUAGAACCGAUGGUACAACUGAUGUGUUUUACGAGGGAGGGGGGGGGGGGGGGGGUGGAUAAAGGUCGCACAACAAUACCACACGAGAAACUGAACCUCGGACAUAUCGAAAGGUCAUUUGGUGAGGGCUGAAAAAACACUGUACUUCCCUAUUUUUAUUUGUUUCAUAAUGUUACGACAAGGCCUCGGCGUACGAUCAAUAUUGUACUCAUAAAAUAAAAUCUUUUGUGGGGUAAAAAUAUCAUUCGAAUGAAUUCUAUUAUUUCAGUGCUUCAUUGUUAGUGCAAUAUUAAUAUUCUUUUAUGACUUUGUUGUUAGAAUAACUGUUAUAUUUACUAGUAUAUAUUAAAAAUUAACUUCAGUACCUUUUUCAGUUGAAUCAUAUAUCUUUUGAACCGAUGCCUGGUUUCUCAUUCGGUACCUCAUUAAUAAUAUAAAGGUAUUACACGUCUUAGACCAAUGAGUAUUAUAGAACGAAUCAACAUUGAACAUUUCAUCUUAUAACGUGUGUGGGCGUAUCAUAUUUUUUGUCACUAAAUAACGCACUCAGACACACGGGGCUGUUUAUCUUAAAUCUUUCAGAGUCGAUUAUUUCAAUUGUUUUUUUUUUUUUUUAAUAUCUUGAUAUCAUUUUUCUUCCAUCAUCAUACGCUGAAAAGUAUUCAUGGUACAAGGAGUCGAAUG